Eucalyptus grandis is the source of this 555-nucleotide messenger RNA. RefSeq names its product BON1-associated protein 1-like. NCBI's taxonomy places the organism in Eukaryota, Viridiplantae, Streptophyta, Magnoliopsida, Myrtales, Myrtaceae. The transcript has a single exon. The record is from RefSeq and is a predicted model, not a curated record. Gene Ontology annotation, biological process: defense response. The coding region runs from base 1 to 555 and encodes 184 amino acids.
AUGGCCAACACUCACCAUCGCAGUUUAGAGGUCACCGUCAUCUCCGGCGAAGACCUCCGCACCAACGGCAGGCCCGUCAAGAACAACGCCUUCGUCACCGUCAAGGCAGACUCUUGCGGCUCGCCAUCGUUGCCGCCCAGCUCGACGAAACCCAACGCCCACGGGGAGAGCAAUCCUUAUUGGGACGAGAAGCUCCACGUGGACUUGCCUGCAGGCUCGCGCCAUGUGGUUGUGGAGGUCCGCCAGAGGAGCUCCUCGUCCAGAGACAGGCUUGUCGGGACGGCGUGGAUUCCGGUGUCGGACUUCGUCGGAGACUACACGCCGGAGAAUUACCUGCGCUUCUUGAGUUACAGGCUGAGAGACGCCAAAGGCCUGCGCAACGGGAUCAUCAACAUCUCAGUGAGGGUCGUCACAUCGUCGUGUAAAGGGAGUUCGUCGUGUUCGUUGCGUCCGCCACCGCCGUUGCCGGAGUUCAGGAUGCCGGUGGAUCGGGAGGAGCACGGCGGGACGGUGACCGGCGUGCCGGUUUGGUAUCCCAGUCAAUGGAAAGCUUGA